AUGGUUUCUCUAUUAUCUCUAGAUCUCUCUCGUAACUUGCUUGAAGGCGGGAUACCAAAGGCCUUUCAAAACUUAUGCAGCUUAGAAUCGUUGGAUUUAGCUUCAAACAAAUUCUCUGAAAACAUUCAGGACUCUGUAGAAACCUUGUCCUGUGCUGAGAACACACUUGAGAGCUUAGACUUGAGUGGUAACUGGUUUUGGGGUUCAUUUCCAGAACUGACAGGUUUUUCAAAGUUAAGAGGGUUAUUUCUCUACGAUAACACUCUAAAUGGGUCUCUACCUGAGAGUGUCGGGCAACUUUCUAGCCUUGAAUAUUUGGAUCUUUCUUGGAAUUCUUUGAAUGCUGUCAUAACAGAAGCCCACUUUUUGAACCUCUCUCGUUUGAAGAAUUUGGAAGUUUCUGUUAACCCAGCUUUGUCUAUCAACCUGAGCUCAGAUUGGAAUCCACCAUUUCAACUUGAUUAUGCGUUAAGCAUGUCCUCUUGCAAGGUGGGACCAGCAUUUCCAAAAUGGAUUCAGACGCAGAGAAAUCUUAUUUAUCUUUUUCUGGCUAAUGCUAGUAUAUCAGAUUCCUUACCUAGAUCCUUGUCUUCCUUAUGUGCAACAGAGGCUCCACAGAUUCAAAUUCUCGACCUUUCUGACAACCUACUGUCAGGGGAGCUUCCUAAUUGUUGGAUGCCAUUUCAACAAUUAGACAUAUUGUAUUUGGGAAAGAAUAAAUUAUCUGGGAAAUUACCAAGCUCAUUAGGGAAUUUAAAGGGAAUUAUCAUUUUGGGUUUACACAGUAACAACUUUUCAGGAGAAUUGCCUUCUUUAGAGAACUGUACAAGAUUAACCAUUCUUGACCUUGGGAACAAUAACUUGUCUGGAAAGAUACCAACAUGGAUAAACCAAAACCUAAAACAUUUGAUAGCUCUUCGCUUAAGGUCCAAUCAGUUCAAUGGAAUCAUACCCUUUUCCAUGUGCAGUCUAAGCACCAUUCAUGUCUUGGACCUCUCUCAGAAUAAUAUAUCAGGAGCCUUACCACAUUGCUUGAAUAACAUUUUAGCUUUGGCUGAUAAUGCUGUAUAUUAUAUUAAGAAUGUCAAAUUGGUGUGGAAAGGGAUAGAGAGAGAGUUUGGGGCAAAUCUUCUGCAUGUGAGAAGCAUUGACAUUUCAAGCAAUUAUUUGGCUGGGGAAAUUCCGCAAAGCAUAACAAGUAUGACAAAGUUGAAUUCUCUGAACCUGUCAAGAAACAAUUUGACAGGAAAGCUUCCUGAAAACUUCGGGAAUUUGAAGAAGUUAGAAUCUCUCGAUUUGUCAAGAAACCAGAUAUGUGGUAGAAUUCCUGUAAGUUUUUCAAGCUUAAAUUUUCUUCAAGUCUUGGACGUAUCACACAACCACUUGUCAGGAAGAAUUCCUCUAGGCACCCAACUUCAGACUUUUAAUACUUCUGCAUAUAUGGGAAAUCUUGGACUUUGUGGACCACCAUUAACACAAAUUUGUCCAGGAGAUGGAACAACUGUAGAUGAUGGAAUUACGAGAGGUGGUGAAACUGAUAACAAGGAACAUGGCAAUGACGGUCUCAUAAGCCUGGGAUUCUUUAUCAGUAGUGUUUUGGGAUUUGUCAGUGGAUUUUGGAUAGUCUGUGGCAGUUUACUGCUUAAGAGCUCUUGGAGAUACGCCUAUUUCAAGUUCUGGGAUGAUUUAAAGGAUUGGAUCUAUGUCAAAAUGGCUGUGUACAAGGCAAAAAUGCAGAGGAGACUUCAAAGAUAA
Rosa chinensis is the source of this 1755-nucleotide messenger RNA. Its product is annotated as receptor-like protein EIX2. The transcript has 2 exons. The record is from RefSeq and is a predicted model, not a curated record. Bases 1 to 1755 code for a protein of 584 amino acids. NCBI's taxonomy places the organism in Eukaryota, Viridiplantae, Streptophyta, Magnoliopsida, Rosales, Rosaceae. Gene Ontology annotation, molecular function: protein binding.